UUAAAACCUGGUCCGCAUACUACCAACGACAGUUCAUCCGAUCGAAUCGAUUCCAGCCAACAGUGUUAUUUAACGGAAGCAAUAAAAAAACGUAAACGAUGUAAUCUCACAAUCAAUAAUAUUAAACAAAAAGCAAUUUAGCGGACAUCGUUAAAACAAAGUUUUAAUUAAAAAAAAGAAAAAAAAAAUACAAAUCAAAACUAAAUAUUUACAAAACACCGAGCUGCCGUUCGAUUUGUAUUCGACGGUUGGUAUCCAGAGCGACGCUUCGGACGGCAUUUGACAUACGUACAUAACACAGAGCACACGGUACAUGGGAAACUGUUAACAUUAAGCUGAUGAAGGAUGGGUUAAUUAAAGAGCAUAGACACGACCAGUCUGAUGGACCAAAAAAGAGCAAUGAGCCCCCGACCUGCCCAAUCGUCGCAUUAAUUGAUUUAAACCGACGGAAACGAGGAGUGUUGCGCACGUUCGUUACGCUACGAUACGAACCAACAUCCUGAUUUGGUCGGCUUAAAAGCACAACUUCCAAAAAGAAACCGCCUCCAGGGGAAGGCUCCGGAUCUAAAUGCCACCCCGCCAUGGAGGCAGACCAAUGCGAUACGCGGAAAGCGUGCAGCAAGCUCAGUUAAGCUAUCAGAGAACAACCAUUGGCGAUGCUGCGCCAAUCGCAGCGCGAGGUUUCGUGUUAGUCGAGGUUUUUUUGUUUGGCCCGUGAGGCGUCUCGAGCGCUGGCUCAUUCGGCCGCGCGCCGCCCUGGCGUUCGUAUUGUCCGCGACGAUGUAUUGUGAUUGUGAUAUGUGCCACUGAUUUGUGCCGUUCGUUACGGAACUGUGCCGUGAAAGCAUGAUGCCUCUCGCACCGACCCCUGUGGUGGCGGUGCCAUCUAAGCCGAAGAUAGGAUUCAGUAUCGACAGUAUAGUCGGCGGGUCGGAGAGACCGAAGCAGUCGUCGCCGCCGCUCGCGAGCCCGGGUUCCCCGUCCCCGGUGGCGUCUCCGCGGAGUCCGUCCCCGCGACCCUUACUGCGGCCGAGUGCUCUACCAGCUGUGUUCCCGUCGCCCGAGAUCAAGAGGCUGCCGUAUUUGGACGCUCAGAGCCAUCACCACCAGUUCCUGGCGCAUUUCCAGGGCGCUGCACUGGCGGCCGCCUUGGCCCACCAGCAGCAGGGCUUCGGAGCUCCCCUCCCGCCCCACCCGCCGCCUCACCCCGCCGCUCCCGUGCCCAGGGAGUCAUAUCAGCUCUAUCCCUGGCUCAUCAACAGACACGGAAGGAUAUUCCCGCACAGAUUCCCCGGCGGUCCAGAUAUCCCGGGGUUUCUGCUGCAGCCGUUCCGGAAGCCGAAGCGUAUUAGAACCGCCUUCUCACCAUCACAACUCCUUAAACUGGAGCACGCGUUUGAAAAGAACCAUUACGUGGUGGGAGCGGAAAGGAAACAGCUCGCUCAAGCUCUUAGUCUCACUGAGACGCAGGUGAAGGUCUGGUUUCAAAACAGAAGAACGAAACACAAAAGAAUGCAACAGGAAGAAGAAGCGAAGACCGGAAACAAAUCCGGUUCGAGUAACACAAAGCCUGACAACUUCAACAACUCCUACGAGGAAGAAGAUGAAGAACUCAUAGACAUGGACAUGGACGAACUCAGUGAAAGUGAGAACGAGACGUAGAAGAGAAUAAGAGUUAUAAAGAGUUAGAGUGAUAGGACACUAUGUAAAUAUAAUGUAAUAUUAAUAGAUAAUUAUUUAUUAUUAAUUGCCAUUUGUACAUGCUUAAUAAAAGCUUAAUAUAAGACGUAAAUCGUAUAAUUUAUUUCACGGACAUUUGUUAUGGGCAUGUCAUUGAAAUUCAAAAUGGCGCCCUCUUAUAAUUAUUAGACACGAAAUGGUGGUUAUAGUUUUUUUUUUCUGUAUUAAAUUAAUUAAAAAAUACCAUCUUUGAUUAGUGAUGAGGGUAUAAUUAGUUUAGAUUUUGGCCGGUGAUACCGCGAGCUGUCAUCGUUAGAGCGAGAUGGCUGUGGACAUGUAUGGGUCAGAGCGAGAGGCGAGAUUGAGAUGGUCUCUAGAGAAAUAUCUAAGGUUGAAAUCUCCCGGUAAUUGCUCUAAACAAAAUUGUUUUUAAACUGUUGACGAUUGUUCUCCACGGCUAUUUGUCUAGUCGAUGAUUAUGAUCGGAUAGCUUUCACUAUUGUUUUUUUCUAUGGCUAUGAUAAGGUUAUUUUUCAUUGCCCAUAGAUAGAGAUUUUUGGUUUUGUUUUGACAGCGAAAUAUAGACGCUGGUUUGACGGCUUCGGAUUAAAAAAAAAAAUAAACGUCAGUCUGUCGGAAAAAAGGUUUUAAUUCCAUCUAAGAAACAAAAGUUAAUAAAAUCGAAAUCUGGGUGGCGUACAAACAUUCCGUAAUUUAAACGUGAUUAUAAGCCUAAUUUAUAUUUACCUUUCCCUCCUUUGUUGGAUGAUUUAUGGCGUAUCGGUUUCCACUCCAAAUGGUAUACCACAACGCCUUGUUAUUACCAGAAUUAAUGCUCGUAUAUUAUAUACAAUUGGUUCUGAACAACCUCAUACAAGCUGUACCCAUCGGGUAUCGGGAGUCAUUCGAUUAUAACGUAAUAUUAUACAAUUGUCAAAACAAAGUCAUGAAAUAUAAAUAAUAGUUGUUAUAAAAUAAUCUUUAUUAUUUAUUACCAUAGAGAGCACAGCAUUAAUAUGAAUUGAAGGAAUAGUCAUUAAAAAUGAUUCCGUAUUUCUCAUUUCUCGGUCAAUUUACCGCCAUUUUGAUUAUCGUUUUUCAUUAAGUGUUUCUGUUUUGCGACCAUGUCGAUAUUUAACGAGCCCCCGUUUAAUUACCGACGUCUUGAUUGUUUAUAUUUGCUGAUUAGCUGAAUUAUUCCUUCAUUUUAAACGACUUACUCACUCAUACUUAAAUAGUUAAGGGCUAUGAAGUGGCGGUGUUCGGUAUAGGUUACCUUUAUGCACUACGUAGUUAUCUUUUGAAAAUUUAUCCAGUGAUUGUCUCAAUUAAUCUGACGCUUGGCAAAAUGUAACUGAAAUGUUUUAAAUUUAGUAAUAGAGGACAUAAAUUAGUAAUAGUUAUUGUACAUAAGAAAAAAACUAAAACAUUGUUACUUAAGGUAUCGCAUACUAUAUCAUAAGCAAUGACCGCCAUUUUGUUUAUAUUAUAUCAAUAAUGAAUGUUUUAAAAGAAAUUUAAUAAAAUAUCUGUAACCCAGUUCCUUUAGGUUACUUUUGAUGUUAUAUUGAUAUUGUGCAAAAAUAUUUUUUGUUUGUUUCCGAACGUAACGUUAAUGUCAAAAAUUAUAAUGUAUUUCAGCGAACAUUUUAAUGAUAGUUUCCCGUCUUGAAAUUUCAUAUUUAAUUUCUGUAUAAUAAUAUAAAAUAAAAUUAUUAUGUUAAUAUAUGGAGCCAUUUUGAAAAUAUCCGAAUAUUAUGAUGUAUUUAUUUAAUUUUUUUUUUCAUAAAUAGGACACAGAGUAGUUAAAAACUUCAUACAGUGUGUUAAUAUAAAACUGACAGUUAUCAAGUAUUUAAUUUAAACAACUACAAAACUAUUACUACUUACUAAAACAGGAAACUGAUGUUUCAAACUAUCCUAGUAAGUGUUCCGUAACUAAUUGUAACUAUCAAAGUAUUCGUUUAGGUUACUAUAAUGAAAGUUAUUUCACAACAAACCAAUAGUUUAUAUCUCCAGAUCAGUCUGUGAGGGUGUACAUAUUAUUUAUUGUCGUGAUAAAAUCGGUGUAUUGUUUAACCGAUUUCUAUAUUACGACCGAUUUUAGUUUUAAUAUGGUGGAUAGUAACUUAAAAAAGUAUUAAUAGUGCUGGAUUAUUCAGUGGUUUAGUGUUGUGCCCUGAGCUCAAUUCGAAGGUUCGAACUAUGUACAAUGUCCAGUGCUGUAAUGUUCCUUUAAACUUGUUUACUAUAAGAUUAUUGUAAAUAAAAACAUAUAGUGAAUGUACAUUUUAUUAAACUAAACAACUGUAUAUAUAUUUAUGUAAGUCUGUGUGUAUAAAGGGUCCUUACGUGUUACGGAUCGUCUAACCAGACGGACGGUAAAGUUUUUCAUUAACUUCGCAAGUGAUAAUGUGAGUUGUGUAAAUACUCAAAACUGUCCGUAUGUAGUUGACGUUACGAACUAGUAUUAAGGCAGGUAGUUCUUGAUGUGAAUGUACCCGUUGUUCUGUAGAAUAAACGAACGAGU
This is a messenger RNA of Danaus plexippus (monarch butterfly), 4210 nucleotides long. RefSeq names its product homeotic protein empty spiracles. Bases 847 to 1662 code for a protein of 271 amino acids. Gene Ontology annotation, biological process: brain development; regulation of DNA-templated transcription; central nervous system development. Gene Ontology annotation, molecular function: DNA binding; DNA-binding transcription factor activity, RNA polymerase II-specific. The record is from RefSeq and is a predicted model, not a curated record. Lineage: Eukaryota; Metazoa; Arthropoda; Insecta; Lepidoptera; Nymphalidae. The transcript has 3 exons.